Messenger RNA from Eucalyptus grandis, 1700 nucleotides. RefSeq lists its product as uncharacterized. The record is from RefSeq and is a predicted model, not a curated record. NCBI's taxonomy places the organism in Eukaryota, Viridiplantae, Streptophyta, Magnoliopsida, Myrtales, Myrtaceae.
AUCCUCUUCAAGGUGAGGGCUGAGUCAUAAGCGCAAUCAUCUUCCGCGUCUCAACAAACACGACCCUCGCAAUGACUCCUCCUCCUCGAUCCGUCCGAUUCAUCUCCGACUGCUUCGUCAAACCUCCCCAACUUCCUGAUGGCUGGAACCGUCCUCUUCACUUGCCGCCGUGGGACCUCGCCAUGCUCUCCGCCCACUACAUCCAAAAGGGCCUCCUCUUCCCCCUCCCUCCUCGCUGCCUCGACCCUGGCUUCGACCGCCCCGCUUUCAUCCGUUCCUUCUUGGAGAAGCUCAAGCGCUCCCUCUCUUCCGCCCUCUUCCACUUCUACCCGCUCGCCGGCCGCCUCGCCACCCUCAAGCGGACCGACCCCCCGUUCUACACGGUCUUCGUUGACUGCGCCAACAGCCCUGGGGCCCGGUUCAUCCAUGCCGCGCUCGACAUGACCGCGGCCGACAUACUCUCCCCGGCCUACGUCCCGGAUGUCGUCCAGUCCUUCUUCGACCACGACCGGGCGAUCAACCACGAUGGCCAUACCCUGUCCCUGCUGUCCGUGCAGGUCACCGAGCUUGCUGAUGGUGUCUUCAUUGGGCUCUCCAUGAACCACACCAUCGGCGACGGCACCUCCUUCUGGCUCUUCUUCAACUCGUGGUCCAAGAUCUUCCAAGCGCAAGAGAAAGGCGCCGUUGAUGUUGUUCCGCUAUCGCGUCCACCCGCCCUGACCAGGUGGUUCCCGGAAAACCAUCCCGGCCCUUUAAGCCUGCCUUACACAGAUGAUCCCUCGUCGUUCCUCGCCCGCUUUGAAGCCCCCGAGCUCAGGGAACGAGUCUUCCAUUUCUCAGCUGACGCUAUCGCGGGGCUCAAGGCGGAGGCAAACCGGCAAUGCGGCACCACCAGUAUCUCAUCCUUCCAGUCCCUGACUGCCCUUGUAUGGCGGUGCAUCGCGCGCGCCCGCCGCUUCCCGCCCAGCCAGGUCACAGGUUGCCGGAUGGCUGCGAACAACCGGGCAAGGCUUGACCCUCCUCUCUCGCCGGAGUACUUCGGAAACUCAAUCACACCAGUGAGGACGGCGGCGAGUGGGGAGCUGCUGGGCAGCGGUCUUGGGUGGGCGGCGCGACUGCUGCAUACGGCGGUAGCGGAGCACAGCAGCGCAAAGCUGAGGGAGUGGAACGAGGAUUGGAUAAAGAGGCCACAGGUCUAUCACCUGGACAAGACGUUCGAUCAGUACAGCAUCAUGAUGGGGAGCUCGCCACGGUUCGACAAGUACGGCAACGAGUUCGGGCUGGGGAAGGCCGUGGCUCUGCGAAGUGGGUAUGCGAACAAGUUCGACGGCAAGGUCUCAGCCUAUCCGGGCCACGAAGGAGGCGGAAGCAUCGACCUCGAGAUCUGCCUUCCGCCGACGACGAUGGCACUCCUCGAAGUUGACCCGGAAUUCAUGGCCGCCGUGACGGAUUCGUAGGUGGGAGGCCCAAAGUCAACACGGCGGUCAUGCGCAAGUCGAGUCAACACGCAUUGGGAGUUUGGAGGAAUAAAGAUUUGUUAUUUGACUACGAAUUUUAAGUUGACUCAACAAAUUAUGAGUUUACAUUCUAUGUACGCUUGGUCCAGGAAAAUUUCAAGUAAGAGCUGAAGUGUGGCCCUUUUCUUAUGCCGCUUUUCAAGUUACUGGCAUUUUAUCCAAAGUUGUCUUUUACUUGCUUUC